UUCUCGCAUAGCACGAGAUUGUCGUACGGAUCAAUUGUUUAUCCAUCACUGGGGACGCCACCGGUUGCAGAUUCCAUUCAGAAUAACAUGUCUAACAGUUUACAUAGGGUUUGAAGGUUGCAGUUAAAAGAUUUUCUCAGAAAUAUCGCUGUGAUAGAUUUGGGAAGAGGAUGUCUGCAUUCAACACUUCUACACGAAAGGAAGAUUUGUCUGUCAAGUUGAGAGCCCACAACAUAAGGCAGGCACGUGACCAAACAAAGCGCCUGGAGGAGGAAAGCCAGAAGAUGGAAGAGCGGCUUCGUGAAUUGAAGACUGCCAUGACAAGAGAAAAAGAAGAUAGAGAAAAAAAGGGUGGUGGAUUUUGGGGCAGAGGUCAACAGAAUGUUGGAUCACUGACAAGUUAUGCCUCUGAAGUAUUACAGUCUAAGUCAGACAAACUUCCUAAAGACACAAAGAAAAAGAAAAUCAAAGUGCUUCAAGAUGAACCGCUUGAUGUUCCAAAACGUAGCAGUCAACCUGGCACCAUGAAAAACAUAGCUCAACGAAAGCUGCCUACAGGUAUAACUCCUAGAGGUGAUAAACUUCGGGGAGGACCCAAAUGUGGCCAGUGUGAAGACAGGACUGCUACUUUGACAUGUGUUCAGUGCUCUGAGAUAUUCUGUUUUGGAUGUUUCUCUGCAUUUCAUUUAAAAGGUGCUCUCAAACAACACAGGAGUGUGCCACUAAGUGCAACUGGUUCAAGAAUUUGCAUGUCACCAAGGACUGGCUCUGAACCUCAAUCAUCACACAGUGACAGUCAAGCUAGUGGUAGCAUUCCAACCUAUUCAAUCUCCCUGCACAAUGAAUCAGGUGCAGCUCAAGCCAGUCCUCUACCACCAAGUGACUCAUCCCUUUUACUCGGAAACUAUGAUGAAUCCCAGAGUGCUGCAUCUUUCCAACAAGCUCUAAUGGCAUGGAGGCAAGGGGAAGAAACAAAAGCCUACAAGCCUCAAGCCUUCAGCCCUCGUCAAAGUAGUUCAUCUCCACAAAAAACUCCUGUUAUGACCCUUGAUGAAUCCAUUGGAACCACAGAACAACCGAGGGUGCCAGAGAUAAAGUUUAAAUCCACAUUAUCAUACGCUGAUCGACUCUUGCUGAAAAAGCACAGGAGAACUGAGUUGGCUGAGAUGUCCACACCAAGGAUUGGCAACUCAUCUGGCAGUGGUCAGUAUGAGGUCACACCAAUCCGCCAAUCUCCAUUGUCCAGCACCUUUUCUGCCAAGAACAAUCAAUAUAGUAGAGAGACAUCAUUUAGCAGCAGGAGACUUGAGUCCAAUCUAGAGGAAAGUGACCACAUUAACUUUGAGUCAUUACUUGAGGCAGUACAAGCGUCAGAAACUCCUGAUCAUCAUGCUGCAUCAAACUACUCUUUGUCUCCUAUCUUGCCUGAUAAAACUGAUACUUCUAGAACAGUUUCCAACAAAGUCACUUGUCUAGUGAAGGAAGUCUCACCAAUGGAAUCUUGGAAACUGGAAAAUAAUAUAGACAGCAAUUCCACGAAUCAAAAUAAUACCAAGACAAACAGUUCAAAAUCUCUGGGGCAGAGAAAUGCCAUCACUGAAUUGUUCACACCUGAUACAGACAGGCCGUCCUCAUCAAUGAUAGGCGGAGGUCAGCCCGUUCUAAGCUCAAGGCACAAACCUAAAGUUCACAUGGCUUCUGUCUCAUCCACUCCUGAUGUCAUUAAAGAUGACACUGCUACUGAAGUGGCAGGAGACAAGGCACUGGGAAGCUCUACUUCUAGGCUAAAGUCAAGUAAAGCUAGUACUGGGAAAAAGUCAAGGCCAGCAUCCAGAGCAGAGAGUCGUGCCUAUUCGAGAAUUAGCAUUAAAGGCACUUUAACAAAAUGCCCAAAUGAAGCUUUGAAAAAAGUUGCACAAAUGACCAUCUUGCCCCAGUUCUCGUAUCAUUCUCCCAUGGAGGGAUUCUUUUUGUCUGGAGUGGAAUCUGGAGAUCACAGCCAAGAGACUUCCAGAAAACAAAGUUCAGAAGAUCAAAGGUCAAAGAGCACAAAAGUGAGCAACAGAUUGUAUCAGAUGGCACCACGAUCCUGGCGACCAGAGAGCAGCCUGGGGGAUAAUGUUCCACUGAGUGACAUUAAAUUAGAAGAUAAUUUCCAGGCGUUGACACUAGCAUAUUCCUACAGUGGUCAAAUAAGUGGUCAAGCAACAGAAUGGAGACCAUCAUCUAGUCAGUCCAGAGUUCAGAUGAGCUCCCCUGAUCUGGGCGUCAACAGUUCUUUAGUAUUUGGAGAUGAAAUGUUCACAGAGGAAGCUUCCCAUGCAACCAUGAAAACACCCAGAGCUCCAUCCACUCCUAAAACUGGCCGCAGCAGUCAAAGGUUAAAUCGGGUCCAAGGAGCUGAUGGGAAAGUAAAAACAAUCACAAAAAGUACCUUACCAUCCCACACAAACAAAAGGGAGAUAAUGUCAUCUCCAAAGGGAAUUAAUUCUGAAAUACCUACCAAAAGUUCUACACCACAAACGUCAAACAGACAUAAUGCCACUUCUGCACACUCAGCAAAUGCAAAAACUCUCGCCAAUAAAUCACAAGACUCAUCCAAAUCUCACUCAAUGAAAAUUGGAAACAGUUCAGCUGCUACCAAUAGACAAUCUCAGGCAUUGAAAUCUGUGGACAAUCCAGCACCCUUAAGUCGACAGAACAGCCAGUCUUCAGAACAUUUAAAUCAAGGACCAGAUAAAAAUGUAAAAAAUUAUUUGAGAAAAAAUUCUGGCACUCCACAGAAAAUUAUUCAAGUUUCAAAUUCUGAUAUAACUCAAAUGAGAUCUUCUCUGAUUAGUAAAGGCUCUAACAAACCAGUUAAAAAUGCUAAAAAUAUCUUGAAUAAGUCAGAUUCAGACCACAGACCAUUAAGCUCAACAAAUGUUCCAAAGACGUCACAAAAAUCUUCAAAUAUGAGACCCAAUAGCUCAUCAGGUGCCAAUGAACCCCUGAGAAAAACACAGCCCUCACUGAACUCUCAUAAGCCUGACAACACAAUCAUUGCUAAUAUGAUGAUGUCUAGAGUGCAAGAAGAUGGCUGGGUGGCUAGCCAGCUAGAGGAUGAUAGCGGAGCUGAGAGUGACACCACAAUUGGCAUGGACUAUGAUGAUGGCAAUGACAUCACUUUGACCCUCAGAAACCAGAGUGAAGAGAAUUUGAAAUCCUCUCUGGAGGAUAACCAGCACUGGGAAACUGAAGUCAGGCCUUUUAGUGGAAUCAGUAUUACUUCUAAGAAGGCAGGCUUACCAUCUAGGCAAAGAGGAGUUAAAAAUGAAAAACAAAUCAGUAGUUCAAGACCUGGCAGUUCACGGCCAGUUAGUUCAAGACCAGGCAGUUCAAGGCCAGUUUCCAUAUUCAGUGGAAGAGAAUCAAGGGCAAUAAUAAUGGAUGGUGAUGAUCUGAGCCGCUAUGACAAUGUUGGUGUAACAGAACAGCAAGACGUAGAAGACAAGCAGGCACUAGAUCAGCUGGAGUGGGAACUGGCUUCUGAUACUGGACGUCUAACAGCGGAUGGCCAGAUUUCUAGAAUGAGUUUGUAUGAGUCGAAUGAUGACAGUGAGCCUUCUUCUAGAUCCAGCAAUGGCUCUGUCAAGCUGAACGGUGAACAAGAAUAUGAUAUUGGAGCCAAAAUUUUUGAAGAUGAGAGAAAUGCAGAACAAGAGGUGGACCUACUUUUGACAAGGCGGAGCCUGACGGUGGAUGAGAAUGAAGUUAGGGCUCUGAGAUAAGAUUAUGUGGCAUUGUAUGAUGAGUGUCUUCAGUUAAAUGAAUCUACGCCCCAAAUGAUAUUGCAAAAUAAGUUUUGUGUUGUGCAUUGUUUCAUUGUAGCGUUUUCUUCUGUAAAUAUCCAGCAGGCGGAAAAGUAUAUUCAAUAUUUUUGGCUUUUAAAAUUUUUCAAAAAUAGUGUCUAACCUUCACCUUGCUUGCUGAAAGAGGUUAUUAAAAUUUUUUUAUUUAUGAAUUGAGAAUCACAGCAGCACUAAAUUUGCUACAUAAAAUUAUUCAAACUAGGUUGUAAAGGUAUUCAGUCAAUUACAUUGUCUUUAACUAAUACACAAUGUAAAAAUAAAUAAUCUCACUAAAAUAGAUUUAAUAUUUUCUAAAUUGAUGAUUAAUAUUUUUUUAAAGUGUUCAAUUUUAUAAAACCCUGGCAUCCAGCUUUAGUUCAUAUAAUUUUAGAUUUUUCAGAAAUUUGAUAAAAAAUGUGAGUAAUCGUACAAUUUGAAUGUCUUUCAAGUUUAAUAAAUUAUUGUAUUACUGGCCAUAAUUGUUCUGGAAUAUUUUGGUCAUUUCAAUGGUCAACAAAAUAAAUCCUUUAUUUCUCUAGUAGUUAGUUCCUGAAACUUACUGUUAAGAUAGAGCCUGCCUGGUCAUGUGGUAUGAGCUCUGGAUUAUGGUUCACGGGUCUCAAUAAUCCAGGGUAUAAACCCUGCAAUCCCCAUUUCACCCUGCAGGAGAUUUGGGUUAGGAUGUAAUUAUCUUCAAAUCUGAAGGAACAUCCUAAUCACAAAACAUUUAAAAAAAAAAGAGGUUUAAGGGAAUUUUGUGUAUAACUUUACAAUAAUUAUUAUUAUUUUAAUAUACAGUCUGUGAUUUAUACGUCAGUCAUUAUUUACAAUAUUUUUUAUACUACUAUGUUUACCAUUUUCAUAUAUUUUAAAUAUUUUUAUUUAAAAGAAAAAAGUAUUAAUUUUAUUCUUAAUGAAUUCCCUUGUAAUUAUUUCAUAUAUUUUUACGGCUAUUUAUUUAAAUAAAAAGUUGUUGUUUUUUAUCAAGGCUUUCUAUCAGUUAGUUUGCCCUUCUUUCAUUCUGUAAUAGUUAGAGUGUGUCCAAGAAAAUGUUCUUAAAAGUAAAUUAAAUUUACUUUAACUAUGAUGGGUUAGCAUUCUUGGAUAUGCAAAAAUAUGGAUAUUACUUUUUUUUUAAAGGAACAAUUUUUAUUAUUCUUUGUAAAAAUUAACUGAAUUUUAAGCAUAACCACAUCUUUAUAUUAGCUUUAUAAAGUAAAAUUGUGACUAUAUUUGUUAAUUUUUCAUAGCUAAUAUUUUACAUUUAUAGACCUUAUACCGCAGAAUCCAGUUAUUCGGACCAUCCGUUAAUUGCACCAAGGGCGUAUUCAAACUGAAUCAAAAAGUACUGAAACAAAUCCUAUCUAACAAUUUAAACUGAUUAGUCACACCAGACGAUUUUUAAAUAGGAUCACCUCCUGGUUUGGUUCAAACAACCAGAUUUGACUUGAUAUAUUUUAAAAUCAAGCUUCCAAUUUCUUCUCUUGUGAUAUUUUUUUUUUUUUGCCUUCUAACCUACAACAGUUAUUUCUCGCAAAUAUCACAGUAGAAAAAAAAAUUGAAUUUUGAAACUUAUUGUAUUGGAAUUGUUAGUCAUUGCUAAAUAUGUGAUAACAUAUACAUAUUUUUUUUUUGUUUUAAAUCUAAACUCUGCAUGAUUACAUAUCAACAGUGAUAUAACAA
This is a messenger RNA of Biomphalaria glabrata, 5513 nucleotides long. Its product is annotated as dentin sialophosphoprotein-like. Gene Ontology annotation, cellular component: motile cilium. Gene Ontology annotation, molecular function: zinc ion binding. The coding region runs from base 171 to 3770 and encodes 1199 amino acids. The record is from RefSeq and is a predicted model, not a curated record. Gene Ontology annotation, biological process: cilium movement. Lineage: Eukaryota; Metazoa; Mollusca; Gastropoda; Planorbidae. The transcript has 20 exons.